AUGAGCAGAAGAUCUGAGUAGGUUCACUCCGUCACUCAGUGACUCUUAACUGUAUAAUUUUAAAGAUUUAUAAUAUACGUGAACAACUCGCCAGCACCAGCCAUGGACAAGGACAAAAAACACCAGAGUGUGGAAAAAGAGGUAGAAACUAGAGUCCAACUAACCGAGGCGGCUCCUGCGACAAGCGCUACAGCCGGUCUGUUUACGGGCCCUGGCAACCUUUACUCUGCCAUCCUGAGCCGUAAUGAAGCUGUCAAAGAUGCCAAGCGACUAAAGGACUUCCUGGAGCUUAGGGACAAAUAUGUGAAGAAGAAAGUGCUGUUUAAGGACCCUUUGUUCCCUGCUGAUGAUUCCUCUCUCUAUUUUAAUGAGGAGUUUCCCCUCAGUCUAGUGUGGAAGCGUCCUAAGGAAAUUUGUCAGAACCCACAGUUCAUUGUUGGAGGAGCUAACAGGACAGAUAUUUGCCAAGGAGACCUGGGUGAUUGCUGGCUCCUGGCUGCUAUUGCUUGUCUGACUCUGAAUGAAACGCUUCUGUACCGGGUUGUUCCACCAGACCAGAGCUUCACUGAGAACUACGCUGGGAUUUUUCACUUCCAGUUUUGGCGCUAUGGUGAGUGGGUGGACGUCCUUGUGGAUGAUCGGCUUCCGACGUACAAAAACAACCUGGUGUUUACCCACUCUGGAAAUAAAAAUGAAUUCUGGAGUGCUUUACUGGAGAAGGCCUACGCCAAGCUGCAUGGAUCAUACGAGGCACUACGAGGAGGAAACUCUUUGGAAGCCAUGGAGGAUUUCACCGGAGGAGUGACAGAGUAUUACGAGAUUAAAAACGCACCUAAAGAAAUGUACAACAUCAUGAGGAAGGCGCUGGACAGAGGGUCUCUAAUGGGAUGCUCUAUAGAUGCUUUAGUCCCAUCUGGUAUGAUGACCAAAACAGCCAGUGGUCUACUAAAGGGUCACGCUUACUCCAUUACUGGUGUUGAGCAGGGUAAACAGCCGAGCGGCAGGGACACUCGUAUCCGCCUGGUCCGUGUUCGUGACCCCUGGGGAGUCGCUCCACCUCCGUCCUGCAAAUCUAACGACUGGACAAAACUCGCGACCUCCGAAAACGACAAACAGAGACUGAAGCCGACGGAAGCAGGAGAAUUCUGGAUGAACUUUGAGGAGUUCCAGAAGAACUUUACCAAGCUGGAGAUCUGUAACUUGACCCCUGACACCUUGCAGAAUGAUGAGAUGCUCAAGUGGACAGUGUCGGUAAAUGAGGGCCGCUGGGUACGAGGGUGUUCUGCUGGUGGCUGCAGAAAUUUCCCAGAGACGUACUGGACAAACCCUCAGUACCGGCUGCAUCUGACUGAGGAGGACGAUGAUGAGCCUGAACAUGGGCAGAAGGGCUGCACUGUGGUGGUAGCUCUCAUGCAGAAGGGCAGAAGGAGGGAGUGCUUCACAGGAGCCACCCUGCAUGCCAUUGGAUUUGCCAUCUAUAAGGUUCCAAAGGAGAUGCACGGCAACAAGCAGCACGUACCGAAGGACUUCUUUCUGUACAACGCCUCCGCGGCCCGCAGCAAGACCUACAUCAACCUGCGAGAGGUCACCGAGCGCUUCUGCCUGAGCCCCGGGGAGUACGUCAUCAUCCCGUCCACCUACGAGCCCCACGAGGAGUCGGACUUUCUUCUGCGGGUCUUCUCUGAAAAGAAGAGCACGUCAGAGUUGAUGGGUGCAGUCAUUGAGGCAGACCCCUAUCUGAUGGAUAAUGACAAGAAAAAGAAACUCAAGCCGUUUGAGGAGGAGGAGGAGAGCGAGGAGGAGAAACAGUUCCGAGCCAUAUUUCAGCAGAUCGCUGGGGAUGACAUGCAGAUCAACGCUAAAGAGCUGAUGAGCGUCCUGAGCAAGGCAGUGAGCAAACACAAGGAGUUGAAGACUCAAGGGUUUAGUCUGGACAGCUGCAGAAGCAUGAUCGCACUCAUGGAUACUGAUGGGACCGGCCGACUAAACCUGCAGGAGUUUAAGCACUUGUGGAACAAGAUUAAACAGUGGAAGGUCAUUUUCACUCGCUAUGACACGGACAAAUCCGGCACCAUCAGCAGUUUUGAGAUGAGGAACGCUGUCGCUGAUUCUGGUUUUCAGCUCAAUCCUCAGCUUCAUGAGAUCAUCGCCAUGAGAUACGCCAACGAGCAUCUCUAUCUGGAUUUCGACAGCUACAUUUGCUGCUUGGUUCGACUGGAGGGCAUGUUCAGAGCGUUUAAAGCCUUCGAUGUUGACGGAGACGGACUUAUAAAGCUCAACGUUCUGGAGUGGCUUCAGCUGACCAUGUACGCAUAGUGGGAAAAGAAAUAUAUAAAGGAUGCUGUGGACGCUCUGCAGAUCGUAUCGAUGCAAAAACACCAGACUAACCAGGACUACUGCCAGAUUUCAUUUCAGAACUGCUCAGAUGAUAAACAUGUCUGUUUAUUUACUCGACUUCAUUUUUUAUGCUUCUUAAACUUGUGAGAUUAACUCGGCUCUUCUGUUACGCUCGUUUUUGUAUUGUGAAGGUUUGAGACAGCUGGGUGACUCGGCAAUGUUGAACUGCAAUUCUGAUUAUAGUAUUUAAUAACACCACUUUAAUGGAAAUUCUUUUUUUCAUUUUUAAUUAAUAUUAAUUAAUUAUACCAAUGAAAACCUUGCCAGUAAGUUGAUUGGUUUCUUUUAAUUGCCACCAGGUGUGACUGACUGAUAAAGUUUGUAAGUGUAUGAUGCCGUAGGAUUCGAUAGAUUGGUAUCAUGUUUAAGGUGUUUUUAUGCUUUUUACCAAGUGCUGCAGUAACUGAAGAUGAUUAAAUGCUAAAUAAACGUUUAGAUUUUCCAAACCUAUACAGUUAAAAGUAUGUGGACACUGGAGCUUUAGCUUGGUAGACGUCCCAUUUCAAAACUGUUUAAUAAUGUUUUACAUUAUUUCACAACAUUUUUCUUUGAAAAAAUGCCAACAUAUUUCAGUUUCUUUAUUAAUAUAUCUUCAGAAACUACUUUGUACUGCUGAGGGUUAUAAAAGGUCCAGAGCGUAUCUCAUAAACACCAAGCAUAAGACAUGGGUGGCAUCUGCGUGCAGUAACUGGAUGAAAUUAAACUUCAUUUUUUAUCUUUGUUCAACAGUGAAUCUAGUACCACACACACUUAACUACUCAGAAUGUGUUUUGGUCGAAUCCAAUUGCCCGAUUGCGUCAUGCUUCCUCUCCACCAAUGCCGAUCCCCGCUCUGAUUGAGGAGAACGAGCUAACCCACGCCCCCUCCUCACAUAGGCAGCAGCCGUAUGCAUCUUAUCACCUACACUUUGACGAGUGCAGUGCAGCUUACAUUGUGUAUGGAGAGACACACCCUGAGAGCACUCUUUUCUCAUCUCUGUGCAGGCGCCAUCAAUCAGCCAGCAGAAGUCAUAAUUGCACCAGUCAUGAGAGAGAGAGACUCUAUCCGGCUUAAUCCCGCCCCUAUCUAAACAACAGGCCAAUCGUUGUUCAUGUGGCCGCUCAGCCUCAGCCGGCAAGGCAGAGCCGAGAUUCGAUACGAUGUAUCCGAGAUCCCAGCUCUGGUUCCAGCGUGUGUUUUUACCGCUGAGUUUUUAACCUAGAAUGAGUAAAUACAUGAAAUACAGCAGCAUGGAGAACAUGCUAAAGUGCGAGAACACUGGGCACAGUCUAGUGAUUUAUCACAAAAUGUUCUUUUUAAAAUUAAGAAUAAAUGGAGGUAACAGGAAUGAACGUGGAGACGAAUCUUCUCAGAGUUACAAUAUUAUCAAACAUACCGGGGGAAAAAGGGAGAACCUACUAAUGCUCCUCCUGUGAGCUUCAGUAGAUACAGAUGCUGUACAUUUCUGUUCAAAAAAUGUUUAUUAUCAGAAGGAUAAAUAUGUGAGGGUAACAGGACUGAGGGACUAAAACUAAUGUGGAUUUUAACCACAUUAUUCUACAGUUAUUAUGGAUAAAUAAAGAUUUAAAAGAUAGACGGGAUCUGGAGUCACCAAACGAUGCAGGAAAAAAGAUUUUACUCUAUUUUUCAGAGUAAAGUGUCGUGUUAGAGAGCGGGGACAUGAACAAAUACUAUAUUUUUUAGUGUUAUGGGAGUUGUUAUUAACAUUUUAAAUCAUAUAUCCUCAGUUUGCACUUAGAUGAAUGUGCAGGACAUUGCUCAAUUAAAAAAAAUGCAUUUUAAAGUUAAUUUUAAAGUUAAAAUGGCACCAAUUCAGCGGAACGGCCAAUGAACACACUGAAUAGGAUACAGUUCAGCACAGGCUACAGAGUUUAUGUACUCGCUUACUUAUCUACAUCUGAUGUAAUAAUAAUUCAUUUAUAUCCAGUGACCAUUUUAUCUUGGGGGCUCUCGAAUCACGGGUGCAAAUCAUUAUUAGGGCAUCACUUACAUCAAUCCACCAACUGGCACUUAUUUUUUGAAAGUGGAAGGACUAUGAAGACUGGCAGACACAGGGAGAACAUGCAAGGUGUGGUCAAGGACUACCAGCUGCCAGCUACAGCCCUACCCUGCUGGGUUUUAAUCCCUCCUGCUCAGAAAAUUAAUUACCAAGCUGUGUAUGAGCUAGAGAAGAUCCAAGACUGAACUCUGCAGGGUUGUGUGGAUGGGAAAUCUUGUCCUAGGGUUCUACGGCAGCACAGGAGAGGGUCUGGGUGCAUGCAUAAUCCCUAUAAAUCUGCACUUUUUAUGUCAAAUAUGGCACAAACCAGAAUUAAAUGCUAUGUAUGUACUGUGAA
This is a messenger RNA of Trichomycterus rosablanca, 4733 nucleotides long. It is a transcript of the gene capn3b, whose product is annotated as calpain 3b. NCBI's taxonomy places the organism in Eukaryota, Metazoa, Chordata, Actinopteri, Siluriformes, Trichomycteridae. The transcript has 21 exons. Gene Ontology annotation, cellular component: cytoplasm; calpain complex. Gene Ontology annotation, biological process: proteolysis; negative regulation of apoptotic process. Gene Ontology annotation, molecular function: calcium ion binding; calcium-dependent cysteine-type endopeptidase activity. The coding region runs from base 103 to 2316 and encodes 737 amino acids. The record is from RefSeq and is a predicted model, not a curated record.